Clarias gariepinus (North African catfish) is the source of this 2371-nucleotide messenger RNA. Its product is annotated as 4F2 cell-surface antigen heavy chain. The coding region runs from base 319 to 1761 and encodes 480 amino acids. Gene Ontology annotation, biological process: amino acid transport; carbohydrate metabolic process. The transcript has 9 exons. Lineage: Eukaryota; Metazoa; Chordata; Actinopteri; Siluriformes; Clariidae. The record is from RefSeq and is a predicted model, not a curated record.
GAAAAGAAAAUUUUAAUUACACUCUGCUUUAAUAAUAUUUCAUUGCAGACCUUAAAUACAAUCAGCUGCCUACCAGAGCUACUGUUCAGCAUUCUUUGUCUAGAAAUUGCACUAUAGCAUCUAAUACCUGUAGAAUGUGUUACGUAAGUGUGGCAUGUCUUGUCACCUCCAUACUAAUUACCCUAGCCAUUUCUUUGGAGCUGCUUCUCGUAUGUAUUUGAAGUGCAGAAACUCUCAGCUCAGGAGAAACAGCAUAAGCCGGACACAGAAUAAUUUUAGUCGAAAAAAGGAAGGAUUCAUUUUAUCAAAGAAGGCAAGAUGCGAUUAAAAGUGGAGGCUGGCUCAGGUUAUGGCAGCAUGCUUGGUGGCGGCCUGGCAGGCACACUGGGAUCAUCAGAGAGUCUUCCUCUUCUCAUCCCAGACGAUGAGCCAGGGCCGACUUAUUUGAAGCCCAUGACCAGAGAUGAGCUUGAAGCAGUAGCUGGAGGACCUGGUUGGAGGAAAUUCCGCUCUCAUCUGGUUCUGUUCUUCUGGCUAAGCUGGCUAACCAUAUUGGGGACUGCUAUCGCUGUGAUCGUACAAAGCCCACAGCCUGUAGCUGGUCACCUGCACUGGUGGCAGAAAAAACUUUUCUAUCAACUACAGCCAGCCCUGUUCACAGAUGCAGAGAGUACAGGGUCAGGAGCUAUAAGCAGAGUGUCUCACAAGCUGCCAUAUCUGAAGUCUUUGGGAGUUGGAGUUAUAAUCUUGGAGGGAUUGUUCAGGCCUGAUGUCUCGCUCCAAAACCUGACUCAGAUUGAUGAGAGACUUGGCACUUUACCUGAGUUCCAGCAGUUCAUCACUGACAGCCAAAAAGCAGAUAUAAGGGUUAUUCUGGACCUUGGCAAAGUAGACAUCAAUAGCAGAGAGAUCUCAGCAAAUUCUUCUGAUCAUGUCCAGGAUGCAUUAAGGUACUGGCUUGAACUAGGUGUAUCAGGAUUUGAAAUCUACAAUGCAGACACAGCCUUUAUUGAGGAGACAUUGAAAAUGUGGAAGGAAGUGGUCAAAGAGUUUGGCGCAGGUGACAAUGAAAGGAUUAUGAUGGUGAGGGAAAUAAGUGAAUCUGUUCCAGGGUUCAAUAUUUCUGAGCCAGCUAUAAACAGCUCUCUGGUGAAAUUAGUAUCAAGGCCUCUGAUUCCUCCAUCCUCACAUCCAUUAUCUGCAUCCGAAUUAGCUGAAGCUAUGGAGUCCAAAUUGAAGACCCUGCAGGGAGAAUGGCCGAGCUGGAGAGUGGAUGGGCCUGUAGCCUGGAAACUACACAAAGUCAUGAUGGUUCUGAUGAUGACCCUGCCUGGAACUCCCAUUAUUAGAUAUGGAGAUGAGAUUAGUCAAGCACCAAACCUGCCUCAUCCAAAGCCUUCCACAGCCCUGUUCCACUCUCUGAGUCAUACUCGUUCUCGUGAAGAAGCAUUUCUCUAUGGCACCUUCACCCUUCUUACUGUCAAUACCACAUCACUCAUCGUUGGUUCCACAAACAGCACGACCUCGCCACCUCUGGCCUUCCUGCGCUCGUGGGGGUGUACUCACUUCUUGGUUCUGUGUAAUUUGGGUUCAGAAUCUUAUGCUCUGAACUCAAACUGGAUCUUGAGUCUACCUGUAAAUGGAAUCUUUGUAACUAGCACAGGUCUGGAUCGCAUUGGUCCAGUGAAUCUUCAGUCAAUAACGCUCCAACCUCAUGAAGCCAUUGUCAUUAAGCUGCUUGAGAAAGGCCCUGACUUAUGAAAUGCCGGAAAUGCAGGAACAGUUUUAUGAGUAGCAUGAAAUAAAAAAUUGUAGUUGAUAUGUUUCUACAAAUAUUGUGACAAUAUUGCAUAAACUGUGUACAUUAAUGUCACUUGGUAUCUUUAUACCCCAAUCAGACAUAAUAUUAUGACAUCUGACAGAUGGACUGAACAACAUUAAUCACCAGCUAUACACCAGCAAACUAAUUACAGGAUCAUGGGCUCCCAAAGUUCACCAAUGCCUGUGGUGACUAAAGGCCAGGCUGUGUGCCAGGCAUCCGUUGCUAAACACACACUAGUCCGAUCCACAGAGGCUUCACCUUCUGCAGGUGCCACACACCUAAUGCCACACCAGAGCUGCCCCAGUGGCACAAGAGCAGUCCAAAACCUAGGUGGAUUUAAUGUUAACGUUAUGACUUAUCAGUGUAGAUUUCUCUGUUAACCACACGAGGUCACUCUAUUAUAUCUGCUACAGUGUAUCAGACUACCCAAACAUUUUUAAACAAGGUUUUGUGGUUUGUGACUUAAGGGACAUGUUCCUGCAUUUUAUUCAUACUUGCAAAUUAUAAAUGACCAAGACGUAACAUCAGAUUUCUCAGAAUUGACCUUAG